Molecule: messenger RNA, 674 nt
Organism: Mycotypha africana
Lineage: Eukaryota; Fungi; Mucoromycota; Mucoromycetes; Mucorales; Mycotyphaceae
Exons: 2
Coding region: 200-589 (129 amino acids)
Source: RefSeq, a predicted model, not a curated record
CCCGUUAUUUAAACAUGUUGGACAGCAAGCUCACAGAUAACCACAAGUACUUUACUUACGGUCAGUCAAACAUAGAUGUAAUGGGGGGAGAGGAUCAAGAGAUGGGCAUCGGCCAGGAGAGGUUGUAUCAUCGUCUUUGCGUGUUUCUUUCGAACUUUAAAAAAGUGCACUAGAGUAAAAAGAGAUAAGUGAGGAUGUUAUGCUAUUAUUAGUCUUCACCCCUUCUUUGUUCAGUUUGGUUACCCCAUUAAAGGUCUUCCACCGGUUCAGGCUACAUAUCUUCUUUGGACUGUGUAUCCCAGGCAAAAUAAUUUUUUUGACGCCCCUGCUUACAAAAGAGUCAAAAAUUAUAAGGUUUCUUUUUAACAAUUUAAAAUGUAUUUUUAGGAACUCUGCUUUAUUCUUCCUUUCUUUCUUUCUUCUUUCGUUUUUUUGCUUUGUUUUUUUAUAUUCAUUGUACAGAAAAUACGCACACAGCACGAAUUUCAAGCUUCUUUUUCUAUUACACCAACUAGCCAUCACAGACGGAAAAAAUCAAAAGGAAACCGAUCAUCUUACGCUCUUUUUUUCUUUUCAAAUCAAAGUAUAAUCGAGAGACACGGAAAAGAGAACUGAAAAGCAUCUCGUUCAAAAGAGAUAUACCAGUCAACAUAUAUCCAACAUAGAUAAACCCU